CUCUUAAAGUCCCGUGUAAAUUUCGAUUAAUUUCCCAAGGAGUCGAGCUAUUUCCAGUCAAUUGUCGGGUUAUCGAGGGUAAUAUCGCGUCGAGUACCCCGUCAUUGUCGCACAGAGGUUCCUUAAGUACAAGUCAAGUACUGUCGCCUGCACAGAGAGUGCACUUGUCGGUGCAAGUGUCAUGCAAGAGGUCACUCGGUGCAGGCUACGGUCACUCUCGUUAAACCUGAGGACUUAAUAAAAAAAAGGGUCCUUAAAGAAAUUCAAUUUAAAGAAAACAUAAUUACUCGAAAUUUAAGGGCGAGCCGAAUGGCUUUGAAAUUCCCGCCUCCAUUAAUUUCCCGAUACGCAGUAAAGGGUCCUCACUGAUAAGGAAAGUGGCCAAAGAAAAUGGAAAUCCCUAUGACAUUAAUGCAUGGUAAUGUUUAAAGAAUUCCCCGGGUAAUGCAUUCCCCUGGGUACCAUUAAGACGUUCGACGCGAAACUUAAGUUACGAGAAAAGAAAAUUAACGAGGUAUUACGAGUGAUAGGCAGCAAUUGAUAAGAGCUUUGGAUUUGUAUCGCUUAGGUGACAUUCGUAUUGUAGAUAGAGCGAACGUUCCCGUGCACUACGCGAGUACUCUUUACUCGACUUAUUCUUAGUGCAGUACAAGUCGGCGAGUGAGCGAGCACGGCUCCCUCCUCGCUCCUCGCUCCUAGUAAUUUCGCCAUUUAGAAAAUUCCCCAAAAUCUCGGGCCAUCUUCCAGUGAGAAAGAAAGUUAGACGCGUCCUUUAGAAUAUCCAACACUUUCCUCGAGACGAAAACGAAAAAAAGACCAUAGAAAAAGGAUUUCUCUACCACCACUGACCGCGCCCGAUAAAGUUCCCAUUUUUGGAAAAAAGAAAAAAAAAGAAUCGAGAUUCGGCGGCGGUCCAGGAUUGGCGGAGGGCUCCGGGCCGGCGACCAAUGAGAGCGCGUCAUUCCGGUGGCGCGACUCGACGAAACCGCGGGGAGUGACGCGAGGGCCACUGCGCAGGCGCCGUACGUAGGCAGCGCGAGGCCACGGGUGAGGCGAGUCAUCUCACACGUCCUGCGCGCACGUCUCGCACCCGACGCCACCUCCGGCACACCGGUCGACGAUCCAAGAUGGCCACCGCCAGGUAUCGCAUGGCCGGCCUUGACUCGAGGAGGAAGGACCUCGAGGGGCCCCUCAAAAACGGGAUAACGCCGCUCGGGGAGGCCGUCCUCAACGGCAGGAUUAACGGCCACUACGCGCCAAAGAGCAACGGCAGCGUAACGAGCCUGAAGAAAAGGAAACCGCCGAAGGGGGUCAAGUUCGAGGAGAGCUGCGAGAAAGUGCCCUUCAUUCCCGCCGCCCUCACGCACUUCGGUUUCUACGUCCUCAUGUUCCUGGGCUUUAUAAACCAAUUGUUGUUCACGCCGAAAGUAACCCGGGAGCAGAACAGAGAGGGUUACACGCCGUUGUUCGAGAGCUUCGAGAGCUUUUAUCACAGAUAUGUGUACCGAAGGGUGAGAGAUUGCUGGAAUCGCCCUAUCUGCUCCGUUCCAGGAGCAAUGGUGACGCUGAAGGACCGAAUUACUCGCGAUUACGGUUGGACAUUCGAAUUCACCGGAACCGAAUCGCCGUGCAUAAACCUGGGCUCCUACAAUUACCUAGGAUUCGCCGAGUCGACGGGGACCUGCGCGGAGAAGAGCAUCGAGACCCUGAAGAAGUUCGGAUGCGCCAGCUGCAGUACUCGCCUCGAAUUGGGAAACCUGGCGAUCCACGACGAGCUGGAAAAGCAGACGGCCAGGUUCCUGGGAGUAGAGGACGCCAUAGUGUUCGGGAUGGGCUUCGCCACUAAUUCUCUAAAUCUCCCGUCCCUGGUUGGCAAAGGAUGCUUGGUACUGAGUGACGAGAAGAACCACGCGUCCCUGAUCCUCGGUCUCCGGCUAUCGGGCGCGGUGACGAGGGUCUUCAAGCACAACAACAUUGACCACCUGGAGGAGUGUCUGCAAAAGGGCGUGGUGUUAGGCCAGCCCGACAGCGGUAAACCCUGGAGGAAGAUCUUGAUCGUCGUAGAGGGAGUCUACUCGAUGGAAGGGUCCAUCGUGAACCUGCCGAAGAUCCUCGAGCUGAAGAGGAAGUACAAGGCCUAUAUUUAUCUAGAUGAAGCGCACAGCACGGGGGCCAUGGGGAAGCACGGGAGAGGCGUGUGCGAUUAUUAUCGAAUAGACCCCCGGGAGAUCGACAUUCUCAUGGGGACGUUCACUAAGAGCUUCGGCUCCGCCGGCGGCUACAUAGCCGGAACCAAGGUAUUGAUCGAUCACCUCAGGGUGCACAGCCACGCUCACACGUACGCCUCGGCGAUGUCUCCUCCGGUCGCCCAGCAGAUCAUCACCGCGAUGAGAAUAAUCUCUGGCGAGGACGGCACCGACAUCGGGCGACGUCGCACGAAACAGCUCGCCAGGAACACGAGGUACUUCCGUCGCAGACUGCACCAGAUGGGCGUCAUCAUCUACGGCAACGACGACUCGCCGGUCGUACCAAUGCUGGUGUACCUCUUUUCGAAAAUCGGAGCGGUGGUGCGGACGCUUACGACGAGGAAGAUAGCAACAGUGGGCGUCGGUUUUCCCGCGACUCCACUCAUGGAGGGCAGAAUACGUUUCUGCUUGUCCGCUGCACAUACCAAGGAACAAUUGGACUACGUGUUGUCCAAUGUCGAGGAGAUGGCUAAUACUUUGGGACUAAAGUAUUCGAGGAAGCCUCGCGACUCGAAUCCGAUAGAUUACUAUUCGGGCAGUGAUACCGAAUGACCUACCUCGUAAUGUAAGGAACCGAUAGAGACAAUUGGGUUUUCUAAUUACUCGUUAAGAUAGCCGAGCUUCAGCACAUCGCCAGAAACUUAGGUACAAAUCGUACUUCGCGACAAACGAGACGAGCCAUGUCAAGUGUCUAGGUCGUUCGACUCGUGCUUUUUACCGAAGAUUCGGACGUUCAGUUGGGGAAAAAAGGGCAGUAAAGAGACGCGUUGGUAAGGAUAGUUGAACAGGGAACACGAUGCAUCUGCAAUACCCAUUCGGUGUGACUGCUCUAAGUAUUUGCAUCGCCAGCAUGGGAUACCUACUCGACAUAACCUAGAAAUCGUUUCAGGCGAAUCGUAUGUCCGUUAUAGACUGCAGUUUACAAUUGUCAGAAAACAGGAAGAUACACUUAACGAGCAGCACACAGUUUUUUUCAUAGCUCUACGAUGAGGUGAGCUGGUCUUUGUGCAAAGAGACCAAGUGAGUCCGAAUUGUUGCAACGCAUUUGGAGAAUGCACUUAGCAGCGUUCUACCUAGAGACGAAUAGCCUACUUUAUUUAUAAGCUGCUUUGCCCAACUGUCUGCAGAGACCAGCACCAUCGAAUCUUCGAUUAUAACAUUACCGUUGCCUUAAGAGAGUACUGUACCACGUAACACCGUACGGUAAUUAGUGAGUUGAUGCUACGUAUUUAUAGAUCGAUUUAUCGAACUGUUGUACUAUCUAAAUUGUCAUUUUCUAAGUCGCAGCAAAGUUGAAGGUUAGACAUUGAAGUACUAGAAGCGUUCAAUUAGAUUUAAAUACCAGUUACUUAUAUCUUGUAAUGCAAUGUGAUCCAUUCACUAGUUUUUGGAAACGAUAGAUAAUCGAGCUUCAAGAUGCUGAAAUGUCGAGAUGCUGUAUCCAUUUUGCAACUGCCAAUUGCAGUUGCUUUAAGUGCAACAGUUGCUAAUUGAUUUUAUUAAGAAUUCUGUUUUGUGGUUAUGAGAUUCCUAAAUUUGCAUGAUGUGGUUAUACAAAAAUUAUAUAUAAACUUGGUUUCUAUGUCAGGGAGCUGUUCUAAUAUUCAAGAUUUUGAUUGGUAAAAUCCUGACCAAUGUUCAGCGCCGUGGCAUUUGGAACCAUUUCCAAUAUUUUCUUUUACAAGGAUUGGAAUAUCUCAAAGUUAUGUUAAAAUUCAAGGAAACAGCGUGUAUGCAAUUAUAUAAAUAAGCUUUUUUAACAAACUGCCAUUUAAGGUCUAUAGAUCAAUAUAAAUAACAGGCUAGUCACCGAUCAAUAGGAAAGGUAACAUUUUAUCACAGACUGUAUUCCUUUCCUCUGCUUUCAGAUUGCCAUUAGAAUUGCCAAAACACAUUUUGAAGUCACUUUGUUGUCGAUACUGACUCUAAACCGAUAUUGUAUGAAAUAUUGAAUAUUGAAUAUUGAAUAUCAAAUGCCCAUUUGCAAUACAAUCAAAAGUACAUUUCAUUAAUUCUUAA
Messenger RNA from Orussus abietinus, 4265 nucleotides. It is a transcript of the gene lace, whose product is annotated as serine palmitoyltransferase 2. The record is from RefSeq and is a predicted model, not a curated record. Gene Ontology annotation, biological process: sphingosine biosynthetic process; ceramide biosynthetic process. The transcript has 11 exons. Lineage: Eukaryota; Metazoa; Arthropoda; Insecta; Hymenoptera; Orussidae. Gene Ontology annotation, cellular component: serine palmitoyltransferase complex. Bases 1128 to 2798 code for a protein of 556 amino acids. Gene Ontology annotation, molecular function: serine C-palmitoyltransferase activity; pyridoxal phosphate binding.